Molecule: messenger RNA, 430 nt
Organism: Gongylonema pulchrum
Lineage: Eukaryota; Metazoa; Nematoda; Chromadorea; Rhabditida; Gongylonematidae
Source: the annotation of a GenBank genome assembly
GAUGUUGCACCAGAUAUUGACAGCAUCGUUGACAGUGGCAGUAGACUCACGACUGUUGAUCGGGAUGAGUGGCUAAAGUGGACUGGUGCUCCGGAUGGUCGCGGAUCUCGAAUUGCUCUGCUAUUGCGACUUCCUGAUGGCAGCCGUCAGUUUUUGGAGAUGGAAGAUACAACAACACUUAAGGCUGUUUUCAUCUUCGUGGCCAGUCUUGGAUUUUAUCCAUCGGACCAUCAGCUGGUACUGGACUAUCCGAAACGUGUUUACACGGAUGCGGACCACUAUCGUACACUUCGCGAACUUGAAUUCAGCAAGAGAGAGCUGGUUCAUUUGGAACGAAAAUGAUUUACUAACAUUCCAAUCCGCAGUAUUUGUUCUGAUUGAUCAGCUGUGGGAAAAUUUUUUACACGGAAAUAGGGUGAAAUUGUUUUAA